Molecule: messenger RNA, 1065 nt
Organism: Soboliphyme baturini
Lineage: Eukaryota; Metazoa; Nematoda; Enoplea; Dioctophymatida; Soboliphymatidae
Source: the annotation of a GenBank genome assembly
GCACUGUCUGUUUAUGAAAUAUGCAUGUUUCUAUGUAAGGUUCACUCGAUGGUCAAGCAUAACGAAUUUGUGAUUCGUAAAUUUAGACAACACAUUCAUUCUGCAGUUUCGGGCCGUUACCGAUCCCGUUAAGGAUGUAGUUAAUUUCAUAGCUGGUUAUGAAUCAAAGUACGGAGCGGAUCAUCCAGCCUUUUAUCACGGAAGCUACACGAUGGCGCUGGCGGACGCCAAGAAAAAACUCAGCUUUCUUUUGGUCUAUCUUCAUUCACAUCGUCAUCAAGACACUGACGAAUUUUGUCGGUCAGUGCUGUCUAAUCGCAAGGUGAUAAAUUUCAUCGACAGUGAAAUGCUGUUUUGGGCUUGCAACGUGGACUCAGGUGAAGGUUACAAAGUUUCGUUGGCAAUGCGAGAAACAGCGUAUCCUUUCCUGGCACUUAUUUGUUUGCGUGGAAGAAAAAUGAUGAUCGUUUUAAGACAGCAAGGUCUUUGUACUCCUUGGAUGCUAAUCGAUGUUUUAAGGACUGCGAUGCACGACAAUUCCGUGUACUUGAACGUGGCCAGACAAGAAAAGGCGGAUCGAGAAUAUAACCAGGUACUGCGUCAGCAGCAAGAAGCGGCCUAUUUGGAAUGUCUGUACGCUGACCAGCUGAAAGAAACUCAACGUCUUGAGGAGCAACGACAGAAAGAAGCGGAGGACGCCGCAGUAAAGAAAGAAGAAGACAGGAAACGCUUUGAAGCUGAACAGUUGAAAAAGCAGAAAAGUGAUCUGCGUAAUUCUCUCCCUCCCGAACCACAACCAAACCGCUUAGAUUCUUUGCGGAUCAGCUUGAAGUUUCCAAACGAUACGAGGUUUGAACGUCGUUUUCUCCUAGGAGAUCCAGUUUCGUUGCUGCGUGACGUAACAUUUUCUCAUCCAAAUUGCCCUGAAAAUUAUUCCGUCAUAACCGUUUACCCACGGAAGGUUCUGUUCAGUAGAAAUGAUCACCUUACUGAAUCGACUACGUUAAAAGACAUUGGAAUUGACGGAUCAGUGUCACUUAUCGUUCAUAAUAAUGAUGCGUAGUU